CUUGUUUGUUCCUUCGGUUCCGCGCCCUCACUCCCACCAGAAAUCCCGAAACAACUGUCCAUACCAAGCCAAGAAUAGAUCGUCGAACGGCUUUGAGCAGCUGCGAAGCAAGCACGGAGUCACUGCUCCCCAGCCACGUCACGUCGACGCUCUUAGGUUUUCGGCCAUGGCUGCGCGUUGUCCAGUCCGAAUGUUGCGAUGCCAGACGAGAUAGGUUUGAUCCGCUCCGUGUCUGCUCGACUGCUCGGCUGCGCGUCUCCGUAUUUGCCGCCCCCUCCUCUCCCCCUCCCCCUUCUACCCCCUUCCAGCACGCAAACCCCGUGGAGCAGUGCUGAUUGGCCCGCAAUUGCGGACAGCUUACAUCACGUUUAGCGCCUCUAAUCGAGUUACUCCAUGGCGCGGACGGCGUUUGAGGACAGCCUAUCGCAGCAUGUGGUGCUUGUGCCCGACCUUAGCCCUGACCUGUUCCGCGGCAUCAAGGUGGCGCGGCUGCUGGCAGCAGCGCCGUUCCUGCUGGCGUUUCUCCUGGCAUCCCUCACCUCCCCCGUGCUCAUCCCCGUCUUCCUCCUCGCCGCUGCCGCCGUGCUCUUCGCGGCCCUGCUUGCCUCCUGGGUGCGGUCCAGAGAUGACGGAGGGAACACGCUAAGGCAGGUGACUGCAGCGGUCCAAAGGGGAGCAUCUACCCUGCGAGCGUCCAUCACAGCAGCAGCAGCCAAGGCGGUGCUCGUAGCAACCAUGCUGGUGGCGCUCAUCCACCUCUCCCACCAAGUCACGCCGCAGCAGGAGGCCACAGGCGUGCACCGCUCCCUGCUGGCCUUCGUGUCGCUGCUCUCGUUUCUCCUGGGGGGGUUCUGCAUGGCCCUGGCUGCGCAGGCUGCUGUGUGGGUGUCGGUCCCCACUGCUGCCAGGAUUGCAGCCGCUGCCAGGCGAUCCACCCAGGAGGCUCUUCAGGUGGCGGUGCGCGCAGCCGGGGUGGCGGCGCUGGUGGUGGCAGCCGUGCCGGUGGUGGGCAUCGGCAUCAACUACAGUGCGCUCCUCGCGUUCUUCCACAUGCGCCUCGCCCCGCUGCCCGCCUCCCUUGCCGCCCACAAGCGAAGGGGGCUCUCUGUGUCUGCUGCCUCUACUGCCAGUGCUGCCUCUGCAAUGGCAUCAGCAGGGCUUAAGCCCACAGAAUUGCCGGCAUUGCUUGUCUGCUUCUGCUUCGGGGCGGCAGUGGUUGCCCUCUUCUUCCACCUCCCGCCGGCCAUCUUCUCCCGCUCGCUGGCUCUGGGCCACAAGCUUAUAUCGAGGAUGGACAGAAGCGCAUCAGAGGCAGCAGGAGGGGGCGCUCAUGUCGUCGCUGUUGCUGAUAUGGUGGGCAUGGGUAUGGCGAGGUGGGCAGCACGGGCGUGUGAGGCGUUUUGCCUGGCAGCAGCAGAAGCAGUGGCGUCCAUGGUGCUGGGGGCACACGUGGCACAGCAGUGCGGCAUUGACAACCCCACUGGUUUCAUCCUCCUGCCCCUCGUGGUCCUCUCCCUAGACCUCCUCACAUCAGCUGCAGCUAUUCUCUCUGUCUCUGCAGCCGCUGCCUCGUCCCGCCUCCCCCACUCCCUCCCCAUAGACUCCUCCUCUUCCUCCUCCUACUCCUCCCCCUCCUUCUCCUCGCACUCGCCUCUCUUCCGCUCCUCUCCCCGCUCCCCCAUGCUGCGGGGCUCCGUGCUGCCCACAGCAGCGGAGGAGGUGGUGGGGUGCAUUUUCAACGGCUAUGCUCUCUCCCUGGUGCUCGCUGUCUCCUCCUUUGCCCUGGCCACCAGGUGGCUGCUAUUCACGGAGCAGGCACCCCUGGCGUGGCUGCACUUCUUCUUCUGUGCUCUCCUCGGCAUGCUCACAUCCAUCCUCCUCCUCCUCUCCUCCUCGCUCCUCUCCGCCCCUCACCUUCCCCCCGUGCGUGCCCUCGCCGUCUCCUCCUCCUCCGGCCACGCCUCUAACAUUUCCUCCGGUCUCGCCCUCGGGAUUGCCGCCGCUGCCCCGCCGGCUGUCAUCGUGGGGUUGGCGGUGGCGGCGGCGGUGUGGCUGGGGCGGAAUUCGGGGCUGGUGGAUGGGAAGGGGGAGCCGGCGGGGGGGCUGCUGGGGCUGGCUGUUGCUGUUAUGGGGAUGCUGAGUAGCGGGUGCUUCUCCCUCACUACUGACUUGUUCCAACUGGCCGUGGGGCAUGCUGGCUUGCUGUGUAAAGUCAUGGCUCAGCACCAGAAGCAGCAGCAGCAGGGGCAGAUGCAGGAGCUUAGCCUCGGCCCCCCGGCAGAUGACAUGUCGGUACAGGACGGGGCAGGCAUUGUUGUGGACCACGGUGCAGCAGCAGCAUCGCAGCACCUGCUGUCGCAACCCAUGUAUGCAGCUGCAGCUGCAGCCGCAGAUGAAGCAGCAGCAGCAGCGGUGGGCGGUGUGGGGGGUGAAUCAGCAGUAGUGAAUUUAGGUGCAGGGAUGGCAGCAGGAGGCAAUGAAGCAGCAGGGAUGGCUGGCGAUCCAUCAUCCUACCAACACUCCUCCUCACUUCCACCCCACCCUCCCACAUCGGCAACAACACUAUCAUCGUCACCGGCAGCGGCAGCGGUGCUGCGAACGCCAGUCAGUCCGUUGGAGGCAGCAGCAGUAGCUGUGGCAUCCGCCACCCGGGGCAUGGGGUGUGGAGCCUCCGCCCUCUGCUCCUUGCUGCUCGUGCACGCGUUUAUCGCCCUCGUCUCCUCUUAUUCCGGUGCUGCCCUGCGCGAUGUUGAUUUCUUGCGGCCGGAGUUAAUGGUGGCGUGCAUGGUGGGGGCGGCAGCAGUGGUCGGUGGGGUGGCAAUGGCAGCAUCUGGCGUCACUCGGUGCACGGCCAUUGUUGUGAGGGAGGGGCGGAGGCACCUGCACCACCGUGCAGAGGAGAAGGCAUAUCCGCGUGCCCCCAUGGUUCUGGACGACCCGUCUCGCUUCGUGGCGUCAGUGGCUGCAGUCAGCCUCAGGGAGCUGCUGCUGCCGGGGCUGCUUGCUGUCGCUGCACCUAUUGCUAUUGGUGUCAUAGUGCGAUCUGUGGGCAAGGCCACCCAACAGCCCCUCUUGGGAGCGAGGGCGGUGGCAGCGCUGCUGCUGGUGGCGGUGCUGGUGACGCUGCUGCUAGCUGCAUUUUUCAACGGGGCUGGCAGUGCGUGGAGGGGAGCAAGGGACGUGGUGGAAGCGGGACACCUGGGAGGGCCGGGGAGCGAAGCGCACAAAGCCACCAUCACGGGCGACACGGUUGGAGGCACUCUGAGGGAAACUCUGGUGCCCACACUUCACAUCCUCCUCAACCUGUUGGCCACCGCUGCUCUAGCAGCUGCUCCUCUAUUUUUCGAACACUAGUUUCUGUAUCCAAUGCGUCGCAUAGAAUGUCGUAUUUGGCACUGAGUGCCCAAGCAACAGUAGGAUUCAUCUUGGAAUCCAAUCAAGAUGUCCUCCUAAUAUCCGUUCAGUUAUAAUAUUGUGGGUUAUUAUAUGGGGUACUUGUGAAAUGUGGAAUAUAUGCUAUGUACGCGC
Molecule: messenger RNA, 3528 nt
Organism: Closterium sp. NIES-67
Lineage: Eukaryota; Viridiplantae; Streptophyta; Zygnematophyceae; Desmidiales; Closteriaceae
Source: the annotation of a GenBank genome assembly